CACCAGCAGAAUAGGCUCCCUACACAGCCACAAUGUAACGCGGAUGAGCCUGAUUAUUUUCAGCCCCAAUCUCGCCGAAGCCUCAAACACCCAAGCAUAAAGCUCUCGACACUCAUAACAACUUCUUCUCCAUAGGAAUUGGUGUCUAAUGUAUCCCGAUGGAUCCAAUCACAAUAACCGCUACCGUUGUCGGCUUGGCUUCAAAACUUGUCAUUAGCAUCAAACAAAUCUGCGAGUUCUGGACAUCUAUUGAAGAUGCACCAGAAUACUUUAUGUCAAUCGCGAGAGACCUCCGACUUCUUCAAAGCAUAUUAGAGGGGAUCGAAGAGGUCGAUGACACGACUAUCGUUCGAUUAGUGCUCGAAGAAUGCAGUGAAAGACUCGAGAAACUGCACACGAUUGUUGCCCAACUGGAAACCGGCUUUUUGUCUUCAAAAGGCCGGGUACGCAAGUGGACUGCUCUGAAAGCCGUCUUUCGCAGUGAUCAAAUCAGGAAGAUCCAAGAAUCUCUGUCCCACACCAAACAGUCUCUCAUUUUAGCAAUGCAAAUGUCUCAAACGAGACAGAUCCGCGCCCAGCCUCAGGCUGUCUUGGACAAGCUCACUUCGUUCUUCAUGCAGCAGAAAUUGGUAGCAGAAUCUGUCACCGAGGUGUCGCUAUGCGACAGCUCUAUCGAUUCGCCAUCGGCAUCUCAAGACUCAAAAGAGAUCCGAGACUUAAAUCAAGACUAUGAAUCACCAAAUCCUCGACAUUCUGAAUGCCGCACCAAGUCCAGCAUAUCUUGGAGGUCAUCAUCAAAAGAAGGAGUGAGCAGGUGGCGGACGCCGUUUGGCAGGAUCGAUCUACGACAGGAAACAUCUUCUCUCAUGAACGGUACCGAAACCAUAGAAACACGAACCCAUUAUAAAUUCGUGGUACGUCCAUCAUCUUGGCUUGUAAAAGUAGGUUUGCAAUGGGAAAUUCAAGCUAGCCUUUCUGGACGGUCAUCAAUGCUCGAAACCUUCAGAGUUAUCCCAUGGAAAUCUCCAGUAUUUGAGUAUUGUCGUACAGGAGACAUUGAGAAUCUUCAGAGGUUGAUUUCAAAUAAUGAAGCUUCGAUCUGGGAUGUGGAUAAUAGUGGUCGCACAACCCUACAUUAUGCGGCACGAGGAUGUCAAGCAAACACCUGUAGAUUCUUGAUUAAUGCUGGAGUGCGAACGACAAAAAAUGCUGGUAAUUUUACGCCACUCACCGAAUCUAUCUACGGAGCAAGUUAUGGGUCACGCAAAAAUUGCCCAGAAGAUCAGGUUGAAACACAACGCUUGCUUAUGAGUCAGAAUGAUGACUAUGUCGGCGAAAUGAUGACAUUUCUCUCGAGUUUUUAUGCCACCGCGCGGAUUCAACAAUCAAGUAGAGACGCAUAUCUAUUCCCAGCCAUACUACAGUCGUCAAUGGUCCUGCAAAGUGAACUUCAGGGGUUUGUCGAAGAGCCGUCAGAGAUUUACACCCCGAGAGCAAAGGUAGUUCGCCAGAUCUGGAAAUCUUGGCAGUCCUGGGACACGCCAGGGAUUCCAAACUAUUGUGUGGAUACCUAUGACGAGAUAGUCGAUUUGGCUCUAGUUGAACUACAGUACCCUUCGGUGUUCCAUGCUUGCGUCUUGACUGGCCAUUUGAACAUUUCAGCUUUGAUCCAGAGUGGCGCAAACCCUCAUCUAAUCUCGAAAGGCCAUCGACAUUUCUACGGACCAGAUAAAGGGCGCGAGGAUCGUUGGGACGCAGCACGGCGCAUAUAUUUAAAAACAUUUGACACUCCAACUUCAUUGGCUAUGUAUACCUCUGGACAUUUCUCAAAUUGGCGAGCUGCGCUUCACAGCGCAAAACUCGACUUAGACGACUUUAUUCAGCACGAACUGAGACCGGGACUAGAUAUAAACGGCAGGAAAAUGCCUUUAAGAGUUUCAGGUUGGACUAAGACCAACCUAGCCCAGCUUUUCAAGUACAAACUCCAGCCAAGUACAUGUAAAAGCGCUUGUUCUUGCAGAUACACCCGAGCAGACUUUAAGCAACCAAAGUGGUUGAGAUUCCUCUGGAAUGUAAAGCACCAAGGAAGCACGUCAAGAACUUGCAACUCCUACGAAGAUGAUGAACAACGGGGCCACAACCAAGAUAGCCCUGAUAUGGAAGUUGAGGAUCAAGCAUCGCCAAGAAUCUUUCAAGAUCUUGACCCGGGAGACGGCACACUAUCACCAUUUUGCUUUCCGGAUCAUAAAGGCUGUUGUUAUGUUUGCCAGAGGUGUUGGUACAAUAAUCGAGAACGGGACUUCUGGCUGGCUCGAGACACUAGUCCCGAUGAACAUCUGGAGAACAUGAAAGCGGUAUGGGAGCGUGAAGACAGCGAUGAUUCACCAUUUCUGCUUUCUUUGGGAUAGAGUCUUGAGAAGCUACGAUAUAAAGGUAUGGCUCUGAAAAUAAAUACUGUCGAAUAAGGAAAAUAAUGACGAUCACGACC
Molecule: messenger RNA, 2488 nt
Organism: Mollisia scopiformis
Lineage: Eukaryota; Fungi; Ascomycota; Leotiomycetes; Helotiales; Mollisiaceae
Exons: 4
Coding region: 159-2408 (749 amino acids)
Molecular function (GO): protein binding
Source: RefSeq, a predicted model, not a curated record